AUGUCGACCGUUCUGUCUACACUUCAAGCCGGGGGCCUUCGCGACCUACUGUCAACUGUGGGUUCGUUGGCGACGUGGAAAACCUUGGCCUUGAUUCUGGCCAUCGUCAACCUCAAGAACCUCCCAUUCGUUUGGCAUUUCCGCCUGUUGUACCAUUUCUUGGUCAACCUACGCUUGAAGCCUAGCGCUCCCUUCUUCCCCAAGGGCAAGGCUAUCGUGGAUGUGCAGGGCAAUCCCACACAUCCGGUCUUCGUGUCAUGUGGGAUCACGUCGCGGACUCCGCUGCUAGAGACGGACUAUAACAUGCACAAGUCCAACAGCACCUACUUUACAGACUUGGAUGUGUCGCGUACAGCACUCGUGAGCCGACUGUAUAGCCCCGGUGUCGGCCUCGUGAGCAAAGAACUCGAUAAGGAGUUCUCGGAAGCUGCUAAGAAGGAAGGCAAGCGUGCACCCAAGCGCAAGCCGAUCAUCAUCGUACUUGGAUCUGUAUACUGCAGCUUCAAGCGCGAGAUCAAGCCCUUCGAGCUGUACGAGGUGCAUUCCAAGGUCAUCUCGUGGGAUAAGAAGUGGAUGUACAUCCUAUCUUCUUUCAUGCGCCCGGCUAGCAGAGCCGGCGGCGAGAAGACAUUGCUCGCUACAGCUCUGAGCAAGUAUGUCGUGAAGAAAGGACGACUGACGGUUGCGCCGGAGCGCAUUCUACGCUUGGGCGGAUUCCUGCCCACGCCACCCGUCGGGGACCAGACCCUAAGCGUGGCAGACUCGUCAACAGAAGCCUCGGCGAUUGGCACCCCUGCCAGUGGUGAAGGGAUCACCGCUACUGGAGGCGUUGAUGGUUCGCUCGUACGGGAGGUUCUGAAGUUGAACGAUGAUCAAAUUCCCAGUCGCGAGGCUCUCGAGGAGCAGCAGAAGGCAAACUCAGACUCAUGGAGCACCGAUGAGUGGACAUGGGAACACAUCGAACAGGAGCGGUUACGAGGGCUGGCAGUUGUUGAGGGAUACAUCAACCUGGACGAGAAGCUAAAUGGGGAGUGGGCCUGA
Messenger RNA from Penicillium cataractarum, 1041 nucleotides. RefSeq names its product acyl-CoA thioesterase. The record is from RefSeq and is a predicted model, not a curated record. The transcript has 2 exons. The coding region runs from base 1 to 1041 and encodes 346 amino acids. NCBI's taxonomy places the organism in Eukaryota, Fungi, Ascomycota, Eurotiomycetes, Eurotiales, Aspergillaceae.